Pelobates fuscus (common spadefoot toad) is the source of this 3929-nucleotide messenger RNA. RefSeq names its product sodium voltage-gated channel beta subunit 2 (gene SCN2B). NCBI's taxonomy places the organism in Eukaryota, Metazoa, Chordata, Amphibia, Anura, Pelobatidae. The record is from RefSeq and is a predicted model, not a curated record. The transcript has 5 exons. The coding region runs from base 142 to 804 and encodes 220 amino acids. Gene Ontology annotation, cellular component: plasma membrane.
UCUCAGCUGCAGCCAGACAUCCAGCCAUAUUGGGCUCACACAGUAAUCUCAUCGCUGCAUCAUCGAGGGGGAAAUUCUAUUGUAUAAAUAGAAAUAUUCCAAGUCAGGAUUUUGGAGACCCCUUUGACCCCCUCCCAGACAAUGGGCAGGAGAGAACACCUAGCAGCCUUUGUGCCAAGCCUGGUAACAAUGGCAUUCAGCCUCCUGGCGGCCGUGGACGGGAUGGAGAUCACUGUGCCUUCUUUGAUCUAUGCCCUGAAUGGUACAGACAUUCGACUGCCCUGUUCUUUCAACUCCUGCUACAAAGUGGACAACAAACAGUUUUCCAUGAACUGGACAUACAGGAGCUGUAGCAACUGUAGUGAGGAGACGUUUAUCCAGUUUGAUAAGAAGAUUAUAAACCAGCGUCUCGAGCGUUUCCAGAACCGCGUGGAGUUUUCAGGAAAUCCCAUUAAGAACGACUUGUCUGUAAUGAUCAGAGAUGUGCAGCUGCAGGAUGGUGGCGAGUAUCAUUGCUAUGUGCUCAAUCCGCCAGACCGACAUAAAGGCACAGGAAAAAUCCGUCUGGAAGUCCUAACUGAGGUUCCUCCAGAGAGGGAUUCAACCGUUGCUGUCCUCGUUGGAGCGUCGGUGGGAGGAUUCUUGGCCAUCGUUAUUCUAUUCCUUGUUAUCUUAAAAUGCGUCAGGAGGAAAAAACAGCAAAACCUCAACUCUGAAGAUCAAAAAACAGAAGAAGACGUAAAAACAGAUGGAGAAGGAAAUCCUGAAGGAGAACUUAAAGCAUCCAUCCCUGAGGCACCAUAACCACCACUUGGAAUCCUGACAUGCACAUAAAUCUGGUGCUGCUUUCAAGGCACAGAAUGCUGCUGCUCUUAUUAGGCAAUUAUUUAAUAUCCUCUGGUAUUAAUGUUCACAACUUCAAAAUGUGAUUAGUGAUCUGAUACAAUGAUGUAUGUAAGGAGACCCAUCCUCAUUUUCAUGAAUGACCGUGACAGAUUGAGAUAGCCAUUUUACUUUGACCCUGACAGAAUUACGACUCUCAGACCCAGAGAGUCCCUUUGAAGUAUGUGAUAAAAACAAACAGUCUGUGAUAUGAAUAUGCCCCCCCGUGUCUUUGUUUGACAUUGAUAGAAUGGCUACACCUUUCUUCCCAAUGUGACAUUGCCAAGCGUAAGACAAAAUAGCUCAUGUGAAUGUGACAUUGAUUUAUUACAAACAUAUCUAUUAUGUGGUCAUGAUAUUAACAGUCAGAAUUAUCCUAGUAUCUCUUCUCACUGUGUUUUACAGUGACGGACUAAGAAAUCCACAUUCCAGAGUUUGUUAAACCAAGAGAAUAAAUGCUUUCAUUCCCACGUGCAAUGUAUGAAUGUGUGUAUUUUAUUCCGACAUAUGAGAUAUGAAUGAAUGUAUGUAUGUUCAACUCUCAAACUGCAGAGUAAUUUCUUUCUUAUGUGUGUAACAUUUUUAUACUCUUGUAAAUGGAGAUGGGCAUUAUCAUCUGUGUUUAUGAUUUUGUGAAUGAAUGCAAAGAAUGUCCAUACUCUAUAAAUGACAUUGACAGAGGUCGUAGGUUUACGGUUAAAUCUCUGAGCUCCUGUCACUGUCUUCCAUUGUGUACAAAACGGACCAAAUGAACAGCAGUCUCUAUUACAUACUUGUCAAAUAUAUUUUAUAUGGUCAAUUUCUCCCCUGGUAAAAUACUUAUUUAACCUACAAUGAAAUACAGGAAAAAUGUACACAACCCAUAUUGUUGGAAGGAUGCGUAUUAGUAGAAUCUAUAUCUGCAUGGUUUAAAAUCUGUACGUUCUAUGCAGCAGCUUAGAAGGUUCUGGGUGAACUUUGUAAAUCAUAUCACAGCUUGAUCAUUAAACUGAGUUAAACAUAUAGUUUAUAGAUAACUGUAUCCACUGUAUUCAAUUCAUAGGCUUAAAAUCCAAAUUGCGAAGCGCGAGGGACAUUUUGCAAGACAGAACAAAAUAUAGCCAAAAUGUAGACUCCUCCUUCCAUUACUCAAUUUUCUGGGGUCCUUAUUGUAAAGUUAUUGGUCACAUUGCCAUUUCAUGUAAAAAUAGACCCGUCAAGUCCCAGCUAUUAUUCUAACAGUUUAUUACGUGAAGUCAAGGCUUUGACUUGAUUUUGUGAUACAACCAAUAUUUAUUGGUCGUUUGUCAAUAAAUCUCAAGGUUUGCAAUGAAACUCUACCUGUGCGAAGCAGUUGGUGUCUUGCCUUUCCCUAAAAGAUCCAUUUCAAUGUUAAAAUAAAGCCGGAACAGAUAUAAACCAGGGUUAUACCUUGUGUUUAGAAUUAGAAUUAGAAUUAGUUUCUUCUAAAUUGGUGGCAGUUAGAGUAAGCGCAGUAUUAGUCAGAGACUUUUUUUUACCUGGUGACUCGUUUUAUUCAAAUUCUUCACUAAACCCCAAUAUGUACUGCAAACACAGAUAUAAUGACAUAUUGUUGUAUUAUAGAAACACAAGGGUUUAUACUGUUAGAUUUUUAACAUAUUAUCACAUUAGUUCUGAGAUACACAAUUAAUACUAGUGACCAAUGACACAGGUAUUACUGCCCAGGCUGAUGCCAUUAUAUGGCAUGUAUUAGUUUAGUCUCCUAAGGUUUGCCUGAUAGAGGAUGUAUAUAUAAAUAAAUAUAUAUGAUAUAAGGAAUUGCAAAAGGUAGCUACUUUGCACAUCUUGCAAAAAAACAAACAAAUAAAUUACACUCUCAAUGCAUAUUGCACAAAUAUAUUUAUAGAUCACGUAUAAUUGUCACCUAUUCCUACAGGACAUGGAGAGUUUGCAUCUUCAUACACAAUAGAGGCCUACAUUAAACCCCUGUAUUCAACUUAUAAACAAACAAGUCCCUUUCUUGUGUUAGUGACAAUGACAGUAAACUCUUCUGCUAUACGUGUGGCACAAAAAUGUACCAAAGGACAAAUAUAUUUUUGCUUAUGACAUUGACUAAUCAAAGGCACUCAUAUCCCGAAUGUAUAACAAAGUCAGACCAUGGGUGUCUUUCAUGGAUGACACUGACAGACUAUAAUGGAUUUUCAUGGAUGACACUAACAGACUAUAAGGGAUUUUAAUGGAUGACACUAACAGACUAUAAGGGAUUUUUGUGAAUGACACUGACAGUGUAAGGGAUUUUCAUGGAUGACACUGACAGACUGUAAGGGAUUUUCAUGGAUGACACUAACAGACUAUAAUUGAUUUUCAUGAAUGACACUGAUAGACUAUAGUGGAUUUUCAUAGAUGACACUGACAGACUAUAAGGGAUUUUCAUGGAUGACACUGACAGACUACAAGGGAUUUUCAUGAAUGACACUGACAGACUAUAAGGGAUUUUCAUUGAUGACACUGAUAGACUAUAAGGGAUUUUCAUGGAUGACACUGACAUACUAUAAGGGAUUUUCAUGGAUGACACUGACAGACUACAAGGGAUUUUCAUGAAUGACACUGACAGACUAUAAGGGAUUUUCAUGGAUGACACUGACAGACUAUAAGGGAUUUUAAUGAAUGACACUGACAGACUAUAAGGGAUUUUCAUGGAUGACACUGACAGACUAUAAGGGAUUUUAAUGAAUGACACUGACAGACUAUAAGGGAUUUUCAUGGAUGACACUGACAAACUAAGCGAAAGCUCAUUAACACAUUCCCUGCUAUAACCAUGUCACCACACUAUGUUUAAUUCCCUAAUUACUGCUAAGCUUUAUGUACUACAUCAGGGUCUGUCUGAUUAGAGCAUAUCUCUGUGUAUAUAUAUAGUCACUGCAUGUCCUGGAUAGAGAUGAAAAUCAAUAAUUUGCACUUUGUAUUCAUGAAUGAACAAGACCGAAAACUCUAAACCGAGUUGGAUAAAGUACUGUUUAGUUCAGCACUCUGCCGAUGACUCUGUCUGCUGUUACUUCAGGGGUAAUAAAGUAUUUAUGUCUAAA